Molecule: messenger RNA, 751 nt
Organism: Racocetra fulgida
Lineage: Eukaryota; Fungi; Glomeromycota; Glomeromycetes; Diversisporales; Gigasporaceae
Source: the annotation of a GenBank genome assembly
GAAUAAUUACCAACAUAUAACUUCCGUCUCAAUAAAUUCUUUAUCUCAACCUACUUUAACUAAUUUAUUAAGUCAAGAACUUGAAACUUUUGAUAGACCAAGUGACGAAAAUGAGACAAGUUAUAACUUUGAUGACGAAAAUAGGAUAAAUCAUGACUUUGACGACGAAAAUGAGAUAAAUUAUGACUCUAAUAAUGAAAAUGGGAUAAAUUAUGACCUUGAUGACGAAAAUGGGAUAAAUUAUGAUUUUGAUAACAGUACAAAUAUAGCAGAGUCGUCUUCAUAUACAGAAAACUCUGUAUCAUUUCAAGGGCAUUGUUUGCCAGACGAUUUUGACCAAAGCGAUCAGGAUAGUACUUCUUGUCAAAGCGAUGUUGAUCAAAGUGAGCAAUAUAGUAAUCCUAAUCAAAGUGACAAAAAUGAUAAUUCUGAUCAAGACGAAUAUGAAGAAAUCGAUAUCAAUGAGGAGACUGAUGAUGAAGAUUAUGAAAAAAUUACACCAUUUUCAUCAUCAUUAAACCCUAAAACGAUUUACCCUUAUCAAUCUAUUACCGCAAGAAUUGCGUCAAUAUUAGCAGAUAAAUCGAAUGAAAGACUAAUGGAUUCUCCAUUUAAGCGACAAAUUGAGAAGGGCGUAUUAGGUGACAUCUAUGACGGAAAAGUUUGGCAAGAAUUUUUAGACGAACAAGGACAGCCAUUUUUCGUAGGGGAUAAAGCUGAGUUAAAAGAAGCUGCGCACCAAUAUAUAUGA